Porites evermanni is the source of this 2079-nucleotide messenger RNA. The record is from the annotation of a GenBank genome assembly. Lineage: Eukaryota; Metazoa; Cnidaria; Anthozoa; Scleractinia; Poritidae.
AUGUUAGCAUCUUACCAGCUCUGUUUUUUGGUGUUCUUAGCUGCCCAACUUCGCGAAAGCUCAUCUCAUAGCACAGGCGAAGAACACUUUCUCGACCGAUUCAGCAGUGAUACCAGAUGUGGUUGGGACUGUAUAAUUACCGAGUCUGACUUCAGCAAAGGAUGUGAUCCCGUUUUUACCAAAAAGAGACUGGUCAAAUUUAAUGUAAUCUACGAUCUGUUUGUCAACUCCAAGUGCCUCAACCAAACAUCUUACAAACCGUAUGGAACUUUCACUGAUAACUAUACUGUAUGGAUACCGGCAAAUAAUACGCUUAAUAGCUUUUCUCUGGGAAUUAUAGGCAUUUGGAAUUUUCUACUUAAUUGCUUUGAGGAAGGAGAAAUCAGAGGAUUUUGCAACUUAGGGCCCGAAAGACCAACGAUUCUGGCAAGCCCGACAGACCUCCGAACUGAAGCAGCAACCACCAUCGAUGAGAAGGGUUAUGAACUCGUCACCCAAACUCCGUGGCGAAAAGUAGGCAUACACUUGUUGAUUUUACUCAGUUGGGUUUGCUCGUAUUAUAUCCCAGCUUUACUUUGUCUUUUCUCUCCUACACUUGUCAUGGAAAGUGGCAUUCGACAUAUUGUCCUAGAAGGAGCAAGUCCGGUGAGUAUUCGAGCUCUGAUAGGAAACAAUGUAUUCUUCAAGGAUUGCUCAACCGUCGCAUAUACUUGGUAUCAAAAGGGAGAAAUGUUUAUCGUCCGCCUCCUGUUCAUGGCAUUUUUAAUCCUUCUUAUCGCACCUGGAAUUACUGCUUUUAACAUAACUCCUGGUUUUAUCGACAUUCCCAACUUUUCCCAUCCGUUUAUGAGCGUUUGUGUGACCCUCUACCUUAUCAAAUGGGUUGAUUGUUUAUUCUUUUACCCUGCAGGUGUGUCGCCAGAAGUUAGGAAUUGUAUAUAUUGUAUGGCCUGUCAUGAGUUUAAAUCUAACCCUGGUGGUGCUUGUUUGUGUGUUGAUCUUCCUCAGCUAAUCCUAAACCAUAUUAAAAUCCAACCGCUGAUUUUGGCUGAAUUUUGGAGUUUGUUCUCUGUAGGCCUUCAAAUUUAUUUUCAAAGAAUUUUCCUUUUAUGGAAAGGUUGUGCGCGAUGGAUUAUUCGUGUUUGUUUGGUUUUAGUUCUUUUGCCCACUUUUCCAUUUGCCUUAAUUUUAUCUCUUCUAGUGUUGCUAGUAAUAUCUUUGGUUAGUUUAGGUCCCACAACUCCCAAUGUUUUGAUUUCCCGGGAAGCCCUUUUAUUGAAGAUGCAUAUCCGGUCUUCUAUGUUUGUUCGUUUACCGGCAGUGUUGAAGAUAUCCGUUGUAUUCACUGCGGAAAUGUGUGUGUUUUGGUUAGCAUUUCUUGGUGGAUAUUGCCUAUUGGUGUCUGCUUCUAUGGGUUUUCUGUUAACUCUCCUAUUAGGCCUUAACAUGUUACUUUUGUUUCCUGAAAAAAGCCUUCCAUUUGUUGCCUGUUUUCUCCUUUUUUGUUACUACUUGUUUAGCAACUACAGCUCAUUCACUGACAGGUACCAUGAUCUCUCCCUAACAAUCUUUAACUGUUACAAGAAACAAACUGAUCAAAUCUCCCAAGAGGAAGUGGACAUAAACACCACAAACAACUGUUCAGAUGACAAGCAUAACGGUGGAGGGGUAAAAAUCCCGAAGGAGCUUUUUGAUAUGGCAUGUGAGGAGCUUAAGCCUGUCAGAGAAUCGCUCAGUUUAUUGGUUUUUAAAGUCGUCUUUAUUGCAAGCUUUCUGUACGUUGCCUUUUACUUGACAAUGCAACUCGAUUUCGGUGUAAAGCCUCUUGCGAAAACUGUGGUAGCAGUUUUGAUUGGUUUGUUUCCCAAGAUCUUAAUUUCCAAGUACUUCGAAGGAGAAAGACAAAAACAAGUGGAAGCCUUGAUCAUCGAAGAGAAAGCUCCUAAAAUUGUUGAAGCGUACUUGAACAGUGUUUUACGAGCUAAUGAAGGGCAGGAAAAUUCUCCUGGUGCUGAUACAGAUGAAGUAAGUUUACAAAUUGUUGAAAGUGAAAAGAACAUCGCAAUACUACACAUAUAA